This is a messenger RNA of Neohortaea acidophila, 1200 nucleotides long. RefSeq names its product zinc-finger of mitochondrial splicing suppressor 51-domain-containing protein. The record is from RefSeq and is a predicted model, not a curated record. Gene Ontology annotation, cellular component: extrinsic component of mitochondrial inner membrane. NCBI's taxonomy places the organism in Eukaryota, Fungi, Ascomycota, Dothideomycetes, Mycosphaerellales, Teratosphaeriaceae. Gene Ontology annotation, biological process: mitochondrial respiratory chain complex IV assembly. Bases 1 to 1200 code for a protein of 399 amino acids. The transcript is spliced from 2 exons.
AUGCGCCAGAAUGCUUACUGCCCUCAUCCAACGCACCAAGCCACUCGUCUCGCCACCUCUCCACACGAUACAGAGCACCGCAAGACCGGUGCUCUCCCCCCUGCGCACGUCCGCUUCGAAUGCCCGGACUGUGGAAUCCCCGUGUCAUGCAGCGAGGAACACUACGUGAGCGACUACGAAAGCCACCUCGAGAUCUGCGACACGCUUCGGCAAAUCAACGAAGACGAUCACGAUUUGCUUUCAGGACGUUUGUUCCCUGAGUUCGAAUACCCUGGUCCGCAGGUAGCGGAGGAGGCGCAAGUAAACAUGAUGAACUGGGACACUCUGCUAUACUCGAGAGACUUCGCUGCAAUCAACGACGAUCGGAGUAUGAGACAGGCAACGCGGUUAUUGACAUAUCCGCUCAGCAUCGCUAGUGUCUUGCACGAGCUUAGCCCAUACAGUCUACGGGAUCGUGUGACGGCGGAGGGACUGAGGAGCUUGAGUGCGCUGAGGUACACGUUGCACCCGCCUCGUUCGGGCUCUGGCAUCACAAUCGCCGGACUGCGGCCCAACCCUCCGCCCGUGCGGCUGUUCAUUCUCGGUGCACGAGCGGAGUCCAGUCUCCCCCGAGAGGUGUGGAUCCAGCUUGCUCACCUGUUCCCCCGCGUGACCUUUCAUCUCAUCUUUAUCGGACCGGAAAGCAUGGCGAAUCGGGAGGCAGAGUUCCCCCUUCCACCCCGCACACCCCAGAACCCAUUCGGAGCAAUCGUUGAGACGGGGUUGGGCGGAGUGAUGAAGAUCUCCACAUAUGUCGACUAUUUCCACACUCUUCACGAGGCGCAAAUGUUUGCCCCAUACGACCCCUACUUCGACUGCUUCGUUCUCUUCCAUCCCGGACUGGGACAUCCAGCCAGCUCAUUCGAGUGGUCUGAGACACUCCCCCAACUCCUCGAGACGAAGGUGCCUAUCAUCUGCACCGGCUACACGGACUACGACAUGCGCAGGGACAUGGCAUGGGUGGAGAAGGAGGCGAGAGGGGAGAUGGACAUUGUGAUGAAAGCGGGGGAGAAUCGAUUUCGGAGCCUGCGCUGGGACCUCAACGAUGCCGAUCCGGGAGAUGUGAGCUGUGGGAACUGGGGCAUCUGGGGUUUCCGGGGGAAGCGAUACGAAGCGGACGAGUACAGAGGGGGUGGAAAGGCGGAGCAGCAGACGCGCUGA